GACGUUUUUUUUGGUAGCAGUUACGGACGGGAAAAUAAAUAAAAUCAACUUGAAAAGAACAAAUAUCAACAAACUGGAUUCAUUUUUCAUUCAACGGUGUUUAUGUCCACCGUAUUUAAAUAAUGUUUAUGGGAUCUCCAAUGAAUAGGGAGACACUGUGAAGUGUGAUGGCCACCAAGCUGAAGCGAGAGGAAGACGUGGACGUCGCGUGGUAUGCGUCAAUCGUCCACAGCUGUAUUCAGGAGGACAAGCUUCACAAGUUACGCGCCACACUCAAGAAAUUCACCCCGCCGCAGAGGAAGCGCAUCGUCUCACACAAGAUCAAUGGAAACGCUCCACUCCUGACAUCGUGCAUUCAGGGCAAGCUGCACAUCGUGAACUACCUCCUUGACGACUGCGGGGCUGACGUCGAGCAGUGCGGCAUCUAUGAGGUCGAGGAGGACCGGUCGCGACAUACGGUCACACCACUGUGGGUGGCGGCCGUCGCUAACAAGAUAGACGUCGUGAAGACGCUGAUACAGCACAGGGCAAACGUGAACAGCCCCUCGGACACCGGCUCCACUCCGGUGAGGUCGGCAUGCUACAUGACGAACAUUGCCAUCGUUAAGUACCUCGUCGACCACAGCGCAGACAUUCACAAGCCAAACAUCAAUGGCGGGACGUGCUUGAUUAACUCCGUUCAGAGCGCGGACCUGUGCGAGUUUCUUAUACGAAAACAGGCUGAUGUCAAUGCCCACGAUAACUCAGGAAAUUUGGCAUUGCAUUAUGCAAUCCGAGAGGGUCGGUUAGAGACGGUGAAGUUACUAAUCAGACAUAAGUCGGACUAUAAGGCAAAGAAUGAUUUUGGUGAUGAUGCAUUGCAGACUGCAGCUUUAAGGGGCUACCCUGAUAUAAUGGAAUACAUUUUAGAAAACACAAGUCAGUGUCUAGUCUCAGUUCUACAUGCAUACGAGCUGCUUGGGGCAAACUUUGUCGACGAGAAACACGACAUUGCUGGAGGAGUGGGUCUGUGGAAGAAGGCCAUGGCUCUGAGAAACAUUGAGUCAAGAAAUCCCAUACUAAAAGUGCUGCCCGAACAAACUGUUCCGGCUUACAACAAUGCCAGAGAACCCACGACAUUGGAAGAGCUGAGCGAGAAGGUCUCCGAACCCGACAAUGUGUACAUGCAGUCUCUCCUGAUCCGGGAGAGAAUCCUGGGCUCAGCUCACAAGGACACGAUGUUUGGUCUGAUGUACCGCGGAGCCGUGUACGCGGACACCCACUGCUACCAGAGAUGCGUCGACCUGUGGAAGUAUGCCUUCCAGAUUCGGCACCAGAAGCACGACUGCUUCAACCACGAGUGCCUGUUCACCGUGCAGGCACUGGUGAAGCUGUUCUGGGAGAUGCAGCUGGAGCUGGAGGCCGGAGCCAUGGAUGAGUGUGUCCGGUUUGAGGACGCGCUCGAGGUCUUCCACCUCCUCAUCCACCAGAUCCGAGGAGCCAAGGUGGUCAUGUCCACACGGCCCGUCCACUCCCACCACUACGACGACUUCCAGCUCCUCCUGCAUCUGUCGCUGCACCUCAUCCACCUCCUGGCCCUCCUCAAUGCCCCGCCCUGCGACAAGAUCACCUUCAAGAGACUGGUCCGGGAGCUGGUGGUCCUCGACCCCAGGGGACAGGAUGAUGAGAGCCUGAUCCACCUGGCCGUCGACCCGAAGGUGUCUCUGACCAGCGAGGAGUUCUACUCAGCGUUCCCCGCCAUGGCCGUGAUCCAGGUCCUGCUGGAGUGCGGCAUUGACGUCAACUCCGUCGACCAGCGCCGCAACACGGCCCUCUUCAACAGUGUCAAGUUCCUCACGUUCUCAGAGCUCCACGAUGAGGGCAUCUUGGAGUGUCUGCUCAGGAACGGGGCGCAUGCAGACAUGUGUAACAGUGAGGGCGACAGUGCCCUCGACCUCCUACAGAAGCACGGCUAUCCAAUCUGUCCCAUGGACUACGUGUCACUGAAAUGUUUCGCGGCAAAGGUUAUUAAGAAACACAACAUUAGCUAUAGGGACGAAGUUCCCAGGACAUUGAUUCCUUUUGUAGAAAAGCAUGGGCUUUCAUUUUGGAUCUAGUUCAGAGAGUAAAGUGCUCACCUGAUGACAGACUCUAGUUUGCUGCCAUUAUAAGCUGUUUAAAACUAGGACAAACUUUUUAAUGACUAAAAGUACUGACGUGUUUGUUUUUUUAGAAAAUCAGUGAUCUGUAUAUAUCCAUUGUUUUUCUGAUUCUGACUGGACUAAAACUAGUAAAAGUUAUCUUCUUAAUUGCAGCGAAAUAUGAAACAAACACAGCAAUUAUGAUAGUACAGCUUAUGUAUGACAAACUGAUCAAAUAAAAAAGUUACUUUUU
Gigantopelta aegis is the source of this 2373-nucleotide messenger RNA. RefSeq names its product protein fem-1 homolog C-like. Gene Ontology annotation, biological process: ubiquitin-dependent protein catabolic process. Gene Ontology annotation, cellular component: ubiquitin ligase complex. Lineage: Eukaryota; Metazoa; Mollusca; Gastropoda; Neomphalida; Peltospiridae. The record is from RefSeq and is a predicted model, not a curated record. The coding region runs from base 168 to 2096 and encodes 642 amino acids. Gene Ontology annotation, molecular function: protein binding. The transcript is spliced from 2 exons.